Periconia digitata is the source of this 750-nucleotide messenger RNA. NCBI's taxonomy places the organism in Eukaryota, Fungi, Ascomycota, Dothideomycetes, Pleosporales, Periconiaceae. The record is from the annotation of a GenBank genome assembly.
GCACUUGCCGCCCCUCAUAUACCGUCUUUGACACACGAGCACCCCACACUGCCUGGGAACCCCACCUUCACCGCAACUCGCACUGAAACCCCCUCGCCUGCGCCCACCGCAACCAUGGCGAACGACGAAUACGAUUUUCUCUUCAAGGUCGUGCUCAUCGGAGACUCAGGUGUUGGUAAAUCCAACCUUUUGAGUCGUUUCACCCGCAACGAGUUCAACCUAGACUCCAAGUCGACCAUCGGUGUCGAAUUUGCCACACGAUCUAUCCAAGUAGAUGCCAAAACCAUCAAAGCGCAGAUUUGGGACACUGCGGGUCAGGAGCGAUACCGCGCCAUCACCUCAGCAUACUACCGUGGCGCCGUCGGAGCACUUCUUGUUUACGACAUUAGCAAACACCAAACAUAUGAGAAUGUGACUAGAUGGUUGAAGGAGCUCCGUGAUCAUGCUGACUCCAAUAUCGUCAUUAUGCUGGUCGGUAACAAGAGCGAUCUGAGACAUCUACGGGCUGUUCCCACAGAGGAAGCCAAACAAUUCGCAAGUGAAAACAACUUGUCCUUCAUCGAGACGUCUGCCCUGGACGCCAGCAACGUUGAAUUGGCUUUCCAGAAUAUUCUCACAGAGAUCUACCGUAUCGUGUCUAGCAAGGCUCUUGAUCAGGGAGAGGGCAGCCAAAAUGUUCUUGGGGGCGAACGCAAAGUGCUGGAAAUAAGCAAGUCAGCCGAUCCAGAGGCGAAGAAGGGUUGCUGCUAG